This is a messenger RNA of Alternaria novae-zelandiae, 546 nucleotides long. RefSeq lists its product as uncharacterized. Bases 1 to 546 code for a protein of 181 amino acids. The transcript is spliced from 2 exons. The record is from RefSeq and is a predicted model, not a curated record. Lineage: Eukaryota; Fungi; Ascomycota; Dothideomycetes; Pleosporales; Pleosporaceae.
AUGAUCCAAGGAGACGUCGUUGCAUGCUACGAAGGUGCAAGCGUACCCAGUGGAACAAGAUUCAGAGGCCUACACGCCACCGAGGAAAGGCUGCGAGCGUUCGACACAAUAUGGGCUGGCAUUGCAUCGCCCGAGACGCUGCCUGCCCCAGCACUAGAAGGCGACCAGAAGAUUCUUCCAGUGCAUGCUCAUAUCGAAGACCGAAACGGUGCGGGCACGGAGCCUAUCCAACCCUCGUCUCCUCCCCCGUCGCCCGCGCCACUGCGAAAGCGCGCACGAAUCGGGACCGUCAAUGCGCCAAUCCUGCUCUCAUCAGAUGCCCACAACGAAGACCACACCGAACCGGAGCCGAGGGCUGACGACCACAUCAAAGUCGUCUGCGCUUCGAAACUGUACAACGACAUGCCUUUCCGGCAGAAGGUCACCAAGGAUACAUACAUCUUCUUGCGGCAGAUGCGACCGGACCUUGUGCCUUGGACUGCUAGCAUAUGGGAUACGAACGCCGCUCGUGACGGCACGGUACUUGGCGGUUGCAUGUUCGCCUAA